Messenger RNA from Malaya genurostris, 1515 nucleotides. Its product is annotated as CLIP domain-containing serine protease B8-like. The transcript is spliced from 5 exons. Gene Ontology annotation, biological process: proteolysis. The record is from RefSeq and is a predicted model, not a curated record. NCBI's taxonomy places the organism in Eukaryota, Metazoa, Arthropoda, Insecta, Diptera, Culicidae. The coding region runs from base 343 to 1512 and encodes 389 amino acids. Gene Ontology annotation, molecular function: serine-type endopeptidase activity.
GCUCAUAAUCAAUCAGGCAGUAGGCCAUGCCCGCAGCAAUUGAUCGUCAUUAGUUACUCUCUAAUGGGUUUUACUCCCUUCCUCUUGUGUUUUUGCUAAUCGGACCGGAUAAGUCCCUUCACUGAUGGAUUUCAGAGUGCUGCACAAACAUUCACACGUGUGUGUGUGUGGGAAAAGGGGACUCCCUCUUGGCACAGGCUGUGGGAAGUUGCGCGCAUAACUUUCCCACUUCCCCGGUUGUUGCUGUUGGUGUUGCUCGCAUAAAACUGAACUCGCACCAUCGCAGCAGGAUCACCGCGCCACAGGUCAAACAAUUCGGUUAGUCGUUCGAAAGUCGUUGACAUGAUCGCGACGGUGCCGGCAGUUUGGGCGAUGACCUUAACCGUAGGAUUGAUGAUGUUGACCGCAGUUGGAAGAGCCCGAAGGUUGCCAGAUUCGUUUGUUGAAGAAAAAGAAGACUGUGCGAUACCGCAAGAGUUGGCGAAAGGAACUUGUCGGAGUGUGGCCGAUUGUCCUGCGUAUCAGAAGAUCACAAACGACAGGGGUCUUAAUUCGAUUGAACAGGAACAGUUCGAGGAGGCGAUUCGGUGCGGACGACGGGACGGUUCGGAGGUUUGUUGUCCCACGUUGGACCGUUACCGAGUGUUUGAGGAAUUGAAGGACGAAGUUUGUGGUAUUCAAGCUCCGAUGUUUCGAAUUCGAGGCGGCGUGAUAGCCGAAAUCGACGAGUUCCCGUGGACGGCUAUGAUUCUUCGGCAGAACCGAGACUCCGGAGGACUUUACUACCAUUGCGGAGGAGCUCUGAUCAGUCGGAACUUCGUCCUGACGGCAGCUCACUGUAUUUCUCCGGAUGUUGAGGGAAAGAAACAGGAUCCACUAAAAUUCGUUCGACUGCGAGAGUACAACAUUUACCAGGAUCCGGACUGUAUGUUGGACAGUGGCUUUCUGGACUGUUCGGACGAAAAGCUAGACUACAAACCACGGAAGCUGCUGCUUCAUCCGAGCUUCAAUUUGGACUCUGCAACCCACAAUCAUGAUCUGGGAUUGAUUGAGAUUGAUCCAGUUCCACCGUAUUCGGACUUCCUACGACCGAUUUGUCUACCGGAACUGGACCUGGACAACGGGGCACGUCCCGGUGGAGUUUUCAAUGUUGCCGGCUGGGGACAGACGGACUUCUUUGACAAAGGAUUCGGUUCGAUCAGUUUCAGUCCAAUCAAACUGAAGGUUGUGCUGCCAUUUGUGGCUCCGGAUCUGUGCAAGGAUGUUUACGAAGGGAUGAAUGUCCCACUGCACGACAGUCAGCUUUGCGCCGGUGGCCGAAAAGCCAAAGAUUCCUGUGCCGGAGAUAGUGGAUCUCCGCUGAUGCAUUACGAUCGCGAAACGGCGGUCUGGGUGCUGACCGGGGUGGCCAGUUUUGGCGUUCGGGAUUGUGGCCGGGCUGGCGUACCGGGCGUCUACACGAACGUGCGGGAGCAUUUGUCGUGGAUUAAGCAAAAUAUACAAAAUACAUAAAAA